CGAGACGCUCGACUACUUCCGCGUGAGGACAACUAAACAACAACGAUGGCGGGUUUAUUGAAAACAUCUGUGAUAAUAUUAAUAGCUGCCAUAGCGAUGUAUUUCGCCGAUCAGUACUUCAGUGGUGGUGUAUGCAAGAGUGAGGCGCGACUCGAUGGCAAAACUGUCAUAGUGACUGGAGGCAAUACAGGAAUAGGCAAAGAAACUGCAAUUGACUUGGCAGCAAGAGGUGCAAAGGUCAUCAUUGCCUGUCGUAGCAGGGAGAGGGGCGAGAAGGCUGUUUUAGAGAUUAAAAGAGAAAGUGGAAGUGAAGAGGUGUAUCUGCAAAUGCUAGAUUUAGCAUCUUUCAAGUCAGUACGUGCAUUUGCUAAACGAAUCCUUGAAACAGAAUCAAGAUUGGAUGUCUUGAUAAACAAUGCUGGCAUUUAUUUUGCUGGUUCUGGUGGACUACAAAGGACUGAAGAUGGUUACGAAAGGCACUUCCAAGUUAAUCAUCUUGGGCAUUUCCUACUGACAGAACUACUUCUGGACUUGCUGAAAAAGUCUGCACCUAGCAGAAUAAUAAAUGUAUCCUCCCUGGUCUACAUGUGGGCAUCUCCCAAGGAUUUAGACAAUCUUCACAAUGAAACGUCAUAUAUUCGUAGUACUGCAUAUGAGAUAUCAAAGCUUGCUAACAUUGUGCAUGCUAAAGAACUCAGCAGGCGUUACUCUGCCAAAAAUGUCACUGCAUAUUCACUUCAUCCUGGGGUUAUUGCAACAGAAAUAACUCGUUACUUUUUUUAUGAUCAUCCUUAUCUUAAAAAACUUUGGGAGAUAAUCAAGCCUUUGAGAAUGAUAUUCUUUAAAACCUCUAAAGAAGGUGCACAGACAACCAUAUGCUUGGCUGUUUCAGAGGGUAUAGAGAAGUAUUCUGGUAGCUACUUUGCAGAUUGUGAAAUCACACCCUUGUCUCCAAUUGCAGAUGACAAGAAAUUCACAGACAAACUAUGGAAAUACAGCAUGGAAGCUACAAAAUUAGAAUGAGCCACAACUAUUCACCUUUUCUUUGGUAAACAUGAUAUGUGGUUGACUUGGAAAGACCAGUAUUCAAUUAGAAACUCUUAUAAAUGAAUGCAUUUUUGAUUAAAUCCACUUUCUAUUGCUAGCAAUCAGUGUUUUGGGGGUGAGUCAGAAGCACUUUUAAGGCCAAUAUGAUCCAUGAAAAUUUCAGAUUUAUGACUAACAGAUAUUUUCUGCUUUUAGGAGAAAAAUGUUUGUACUCUGUUCAUCAUCAUUGCAAUAUUAAUUUUUUUUCUUGCUGUUUGAAAUCUUUGAACAAAAAUGGUGGUCCCAUCUGACCAAUAAUAAUUGCAUUUAACAAAUAAUUUUAUGUGGAUGUCAUUGUAAUUGAUAAAUUUUACAUCCAGCUUUUGUGAUUGUUCAUAGUUUUCUGUAUAAUCUCAACUGUAUAAAGAAAUAGCAAAGUUAUUGACUAUAAGAAAAAAAUUUUUACUGCAAUAUUUUCAAGACAGGGGUUUGAUUUCCCUUUAGCAGGCAAGCAGUUUGUUUGCCUUCUUAGAAUUAGCAUGCAAUUCUUAAAAUUGAUGAUAUUAGGUAAAAAAGGCCAAGCUAAAAAAGGUUAUAAAGUUUACAUUUAAUGUGGUAUCAAUAUAAACUACCUUGACAAUUUCUGUAGUGUUUCAAUUUCUGUAGCCUGCCUUGAAAUCAUCUGAAUUCAUCUCUUAAAGGUGUCCUUUUCUGAAGUGGAAGCAUUGUUAGAAAGAGAUUGAAAGGACAUUCAUAAAUAACAUAAUUCUAGUUGAUAAAUUUAAAUUAAUAAAACUGAUGAACUAGAAUAAGAUGCAAGGAUGUCUUAAAAUUUUUUUAAAUAAGUAGACGAGGGAUGUGUUUAUUUCUGACCUCUGAGUAAGUGAGUAGAUUAGGUUUGUUUCUUAGCACAAGCCCCCCAUUUCCCAAUCAUUACACCACUUUUUACCGAUAUGAUUUUUCGCUUGGACACUCACCCAAAAAGUCAAAAUAGAGGGGAUAAUUCACUGCGAUUGCGGGGCAUAAAAGGUGUUUGCUGCGAAGGCACGUUGGUAUUUGGCGGGAAAAUUAAGAGACAACAACAUACGACACGUGAGAAGAUUGGUUGUUCAUGGUGGCAGUAUUUUAAUAGGAACAAACGAUUUUAACUUCACUAGCAAGUUAUCUUUUCAAGAAUUUGCUAGCAAAUAAUAAGUUCGCAAUUGUACGUUUGCGGAAUAUAAAAGCUGGAAAUAAAAUCGCAAAAGGAUCUCGUCUUUGGCCUUUGGAAACCAAAUGAGUUUAAUUCUUGUGCAGAAUUCAUGAGAAAAAUCGAUAAAAGUCCACUAUUACAUAACUUGAAUAUGGAAGUACAGGAAAAUAUCUUAAAGUGUCCACUCUUUGAAAAAAAUAGUGGUGAAAUGGGACAAAACAUGUUUAACCGAGGCAACAACUGUCGCAAACGGCAACGGAUUACAGAUGAAAACGACCAUGAUAGUUU
Messenger RNA from Rhopilema esculentum, 2506 nucleotides. NCBI's taxonomy places the organism in Eukaryota, Metazoa, Cnidaria, Scyphozoa, Rhizostomeae, Rhizostomatidae. The record is from RefSeq and is a predicted model, not a curated record.